Messenger RNA from Chrysochloris asiatica (Cape golden mole), 678 nucleotides. Its product is annotated as olfactory receptor 4D2-like. The record is from RefSeq and is a predicted model, not a curated record. Bases 1 to 678 code for a protein of 225 amino acids. Gene Ontology annotation, cellular component: membrane. Gene Ontology annotation, biological process: G protein-coupled receptor signaling pathway. The transcript is spliced from 2 exons. Lineage: Eukaryota; Metazoa; Chordata; Mammalia; Afrosoricida; Chrysochloridae. Gene Ontology annotation, molecular function: olfactory receptor activity; G protein-coupled receptor activity.
AUGGAUUCAGAGAAUCUCACGUGGGUAUCAGAAUUUGUCUUCCUGGGUCUCUCACAGACUCGAGAGCUUCAGCGAUUUCUGUUUUUAGUCUUCCUGUUUGUCUAUAUCACAACUGUGGUGGGAAAUCUCCUCAUUGUGGUCACAGUGACCUCUGACUCCCGGCUCCACACACCCAUGUACUUUCUGCUUCGAAACCUGGCUAUCUUAGACCUGAGUUUCUCUUCAGUCACUGCCCCAAAGAUGCUGGUUGACUUACUUUCUGAGAACAAGACCAUCUCCUACCAGGGCUGCCUAGCCCAGAUCUUCUUCUUCCACUUUCUGGGAGGUGCCAUGAUCUUCUUCCUCUCAGUGAUGGCCUAUGACCGCCUUGUUGCCAUCUCCCGGCCCCUCCACUAUGUCACCAUCAUGAACCCUCAGCUCUGUGUGGGGCUAGUGGUGGCUGCCUGGAUUGGAGGUUUCCUUCAUUCCAUUUCCCAAGUGGUUCUGAUGCUCCCACUCCCUUUCUGUGGCCCCAACGUGCUGGAUAACUUCUACUGUGAUGUUCCUCAAGCUGUGUCCAUCAGCCACACAGUCAUGACGCCCAUGCUCAACCCCAUGAUCUACACUCUGAGGAACCAGGAGAUGCAGGCAGCAGUGAAGAGAUUAGGGAAGCGCUGGUUGGUUUGUAAAAAGGAGUGA